Nymphaea colorata (pocket water lily) is the source of this 2368-nucleotide messenger RNA. Its product is annotated as pentatricopeptide repeat-containing protein At1g09900. Lineage: Eukaryota; Viridiplantae; Streptophyta; Magnoliopsida; Nymphaeales; Nymphaeaceae. Gene Ontology annotation, molecular function: protein binding. The transcript has 2 exons. The coding region runs from base 170 to 2086 and encodes 638 amino acids. The record is from RefSeq and is a predicted model, not a curated record.
UGCCAAAAUAUUAUCCACAAGAUAUUCCUCUCGCGAGAAGCCCUCCUUCGGGCGUUCGAGGGCGCCUUCUCUCCCUCCCGCUCAUACGCUGGCAGAUUUCCGGGCCUCAGAAUCGAACUCUGCGGCCCUAUCAAGUAUCAAAGUAACGGAAAGAGAAAUAGAGGGAAACAUGGGCUCCGUAAUGCCUACUGACACAUGUUAUGGAGGACUCAUCUUGCCCAUUUCUCCUUCUAUCGGGUAUCAGACUUCUGCUUUUGGUUGUUCCUAUGGACAUGGGGAGAGUCUGGGCAGUGCUCAUUUCUGUAUGUUUUCUCCGAAAACCAGUUCGACUAAUGGCUGUUCCAUGAAAGCACGUGUGAGUUCGAGGUCCCUUCGUUGUAAAAUUUCGACGUGUAGCGAGAAAGGUCGGUCUAAAAAUCGUAGAAAGGGCACUAGAGAUAUGGUAGAUGCGAUUCUGAAGCCGGAGGUGAUUGGUGGUAAUGGAGUAGCUAGGUGGGAAGAGCAGCAUUCUUUCAAUCCGAACGGUUCAAAGAUCUCCAAUGAGAUAGUCAGUAAUGGUAGCGUUUCUGGAGGUUAUUGGGGGAAUAUGGAUGAUUCAGAGUCGAACGAGGUUGUUCGACGCCUUGUCAGGAAUGGCCAAUUGCCGGAGGCCUUAACUGUUCUGGAGAAUAUGGCAGGUAAUGGAGAGAUGCCGGAUAUCAUCCCAUGCACGAGUUUAAUCAGAGGAUUCUGUAAGAUGGGGCAGACGAAGAAAGCCACGAAAGUCUUGGAGAUUAUUGAAGGAUCGGGUGCUGUUCCGGACGUCAUAACAUACAACAUUUUGAUCAGUGGAUACUGCAAAUCUGGUGAGGUUGAGAAUGCUUUGAAGGUUUUAGACAGGAUGAGUUGUGCCCCUGACGUAGUCACCUACAAUACGAUCCUCAGGAGCUUGUGUGACAAGGGAAGACUGAAGCAGGCAAUGGAUGUUCUUGAUUACAUGCUUCACAAGGAGUGCUUUCCCGAUGUAAUCACGUACACAAUUCUGAUCGAAGCAACUUGCAAAGAGAGUGGAGUCGCAGAAGCGAUGAAGCUCUUGGAUGAGAUGAGAAGAAGGGGAUGUAAACCAGAUGUUGUGACUUACAAUGUUCUGAUCAAUGGGAUCUGCAAAGAAGGCCGGUUGGAGGAAGCAAUCAAAUUUCUCAAUGACAUGGGAUCAUAUGGAUGUCAGCCCAAUGUCAUAACUCACAAUAUCAUUCUUCGCAGUCUCUGCAGCACCGGAAGAUGGGUGGAUGCAGAGAAGCUGUUGGCUGAUAUGGUUGAGAAAGGGUGUGGUCCUAGUGUCGUGACCUUCAACAUUCUGAUCAACUUCUUGUGUAGGAAGGGUCUACUUGGUCGAGCUAUAAACAUAUUGGAGAAGAUGCCAGAGUAUGGCUGCACACCAAAUUCUUUAAGCUACAAUCCACUGCUUCACGGUUUCUGUAAGGAGAAGAAGAUGGAGCGGGCAAUAGAGUACUUGGAUAUAAUGGUGAGCAGAGGCUGCUAUCCCGACAUAGUUACUUACAACACAUUAUUAACUGCAUUAUGCAAGAAUGGAAAGGUUGAUGUUGCCGUUGAUGUCCUUCGCGAGUUGGGAAAUAAGGGCUGCUCUCCUGUGCUGAUUACUUACAAUACAGUAAUCGAUGGGCUUGCAAAGAUUGGAGACACCAAGCAAGCUAUAGAGCUUUUGGAUGAAAUGUUGGCAAGAGGUCUUCAUCCUGAUGUUAUUACUUACUCAUCGCUAGUGGCUGGACUUAGUCGUGAAGGGAAGGUAGAUGAAGCAAUCAAUUUUUUCAGUGAAAUGGAAGAUAGAGGCAUAAAACCAAAUGCUAUUACAUAUAAUUCUCUCAUCCUGGGGUUGUGCAAGGCUCAUAAAACUGCAAGUGCUAUUGACGUUCUUGCUUAUAUGGUUUCCAGAGGGUGUAUACCUACUGAGGCAACUUACAACAUUCUGAUUGAGGGACUUGCUCACGAAGGUGAAGUCAAAGAAGCUUUAAAAUUGUUAAACGAGUUGAGCUCUAGAGGAGUUGUUAAGAGAAGUACAGCACAACAUGCGGCAGUUCAAAUGUAGAUUGUAUUGGCUAGUUUCUUGGAUGGAGGAAAAAGGGUAGAAUCUGUAUAAUUUUGUUCCUGUGAUGCCUUCUACUUGUUAGUAUGAAGGUAUUUCCUUUCAUGUUAUCCCCUCAUAUUACUACCAAAUUUUUGAUCAGUCAGCUGUUGUAAUUAUCGUUCUUUUGUGAGAUAUACCUUGUUAGGAGAGAAAAAGUAUGUAAUGCUUGUAUGAGCAGGUAUUAUUAACCAGAGAUUUUCUUUUCAAUGUGAGCGGAGGUUAGACUCCACCAGAUUAUGUCAA